This is a messenger RNA of Chenopodium quinoa (quinoa), 2635 nucleotides long. Its product is annotated as protein ROOT PRIMORDIUM DEFECTIVE 1-like. The coding region runs from base 617 to 2209 and encodes 530 amino acids. The transcript has a single exon. The record is from RefSeq and is a predicted model, not a curated record. NCBI's taxonomy places the organism in Eukaryota, Viridiplantae, Streptophyta, Magnoliopsida, Caryophyllales, Amaranthaceae. Gene Ontology annotation, molecular function: RNA binding.
AUUGACCAUAAUUUAUUAGCAGAAUAGAGCUAUCACGCAAUAUAUUAAUAAUUAUCAUCAAUACAAAACCUAGAACUUUUUUUAUCACAAAACUGGAUUAUCACAGGCUAUACGUUUACAAUUAGUGUGAAAAAGGGUAAGGAAGCUCAACCAAAGGGCAUCUACUUAGAGUUGUCAAAAACUAACUCUGACCUUAAAAAAAUAAAUAAAUAAAUAGAUUUUGACUUGUAUAAAGUAUAAAAAUAAUAAUUUAAAAUGACUCAAAUUUAAAUUAAGCUCAAUUUUGACUUAAACUCGACCUGCUCAUCCGAAUUGACACCCAGGCGGUUCUAUUGAGUUACUCUACUAUUGCGGAUCAACUAAAAUACUCCGUAUCGUUGUAAAGUGUAGAUUUUAGAUAACUUGGCUGUUCAUAGGAAGAACUGAGGUUUUAGCCUUCCAAAACCCUCAAUUUCUCCUUCAUAUCAAAAUCCAUAAAAAAAUACCCCAGAAUAAAUCAAAAGGGAGCAAAAUUCUUCCGGUAAGUUUCUUAUAAUCUUAUCUCAAUUUAUUUCCUCAAUUUUAUUCAAAUGUAUUAAUUGAUAUAUAUCCUGUUGAUAUUGAACCGCCAUUUUUAAUGGACUCUAAGCUGUUUUCCCCUUCACUCAAAACCACCCAAUCCGUUCAAAUACCACUGUUUCUAUCCUGCAAAACCACUAUCCCUAAAAAUCCCAUCUUUAUCCCAAAACCCCAUUUUUAUUCCUCUGUGAAAUCAUCGCUUAGUUCAUCUUUUUUGGGCCAAAGUUUAAUUUUAGGGCAAGAUGAAUUUGGGUUUUGCAGAAAUAGGAAAACCCAUGUCCCAAUUUGCCCAAUUAGAGCUGUUGUUAAGAGAAGGAAAGAACUUCCGUUUGAUAAUGUUGUUCAAAGAGAUAAGAAACUGAAAUUGGUAUUGAAAAUUAGGAAGAUUUUAGUGAGUCACCCUAAUAGAACUAUGCCUCUUAGAGAAUUGGGCAAGCAUAGGAGAGUGUUGGGAUUACAGCGAGGAAGGCGGUUUAUCGCCUUGCUAAAGAAGUUCCCUAGUGUCUUUGAGAUUGAGGAAGAAGGGGCAUACAUGCUUAAUCUUAAAUUGACCCCUGAGGCUGAGAGGUUGUAUCUUGAGGAGUUGAAGAUUAGGAAUGAAAUGGAGUCAUUGUUGGUUGUUAAGUUGAGGAAGUUGUUGAUGAUGUCGUUGGAAAAGCGGGUUUUGGUAGAAAAGAUUGGCCAUUUGAGGACUGAUCUUGGGCUUCCUUUGGAGUUCAGGGACACAGUUUGUCAUAGAUAUCCACAGUACUUUAAGGUUGUCCCAACUGAUAGAGGUCCGGCUUUGGAAUUGACUCAUUGGGACCCUGAGCUCGCGGUUUCAGCUGCUGAGAUGGAUGAAGAGGAAAAUCGUGCUAGAGAGUUGGAAUCAAAGAAUUUGAUUAUAGAUAGGCCUUUGAAGUUCAAUAGGGUGGAGCUACCUAAGGGUUUGAAACUGUCCAAGAAUGAGAUGAGAAGGAUUUGUCAGUUUAGAGACAUGCCUUAUAUAUCUCCGUAUUCGGAUUUUUCACAUUUAUCACCUGGUACACCAGAGAAAGAGAAGCAUGCUUGUGCAGUUGUUCAUGAGAUUUUGAGCCUCACUGUUGAGAAGAGGACUCUUGUUGACCACUUGACUCAUUUCCGGGAGGAAUUUCGGUUCUCACAACAGUUGAGAGGGAUGCUGAUUAGACAUCCUGAUAUGUUUUAUGUGUCCCUUAAAGGAGAUAGGGACUCGAUAUUCCUUCGUGAGGCAUAUCGAGGUUCCAACUUGGUUGACAAGGACAGGCUGCUACUUGUCAAGGAGAAGAUGCGGGCCCUUGUUAAUGAAUCUCGAUUACGAAGUAAAGGUGCUCGAAGGAGUGAGGAUGAAACAGAAGAAGCUACCAAGCAGCAAGAUGAACUUAGUGAAGGAGAUGAUGGAGAGUGGUCUGAUUUUGAUAAUGUUGCUAGUGAUGAGUUUGGUGAUGAUGAAGAAGAUGAAAACGACAGUGAUAAUGAAGAUUAUGAAGAUUCUUGGACUGAUGAAGAUGAUACUCCCCCUGAAUUUGAUGAUGACAAUGAUAACACAAGGGUCAAGGCAAGCAAAUCAGAGGAGCAGUUUGAUCCUGAGCCACUGAAUGGUGACGAGCGUGUCCCUGUUUUCCCUGAUGGCCGACCUAGGGAACGUUGGUGAGGGAGACAAGUGUUUAAGUUCGUUACUGUGAUCCUUCAACCUUUCAAUCUCUUGCUGCUGCUGGUUUCAGCAGUUCUUUGCCUAGCUCACAGGAUCCUUCCUUUAGGAAAGAGUACACUGAGGUAGUGUGACUACAGUUCAAGCUUGCUCCUCUUUAUCUACAAUAGACUAGGUAAGUUUAAGAGGAAGGGAGAUGCUUCCAUCAUAACUGUAGAGAUACAUCUCUUCUUGAUGGUGUAAAAUGUAAUUCUGAGUCCGAUAUGUAAUUGGUGUACUGCUUUUGUUUAAUACGAAGUAUAUGAUUAUGUCUACCAGGCUACCUGCAAGAUUUCUGUGGAAUGUCUUUUGAAAUCUUGUUGAAUUUUUGCCAGAAUACUAAAGCUGAUGGUUUUGUAUACUUACCUAAAACCUCUUAUUUUCUGAAAA